UAAUCGAUUCCAUUCCCAGAAACGCAUUUCUCUACGCUCCCAGCGCCUAUAUAAACCGGCGCCGGCGGCUUCUCUGCCCCUUCCACAGAAAACCCUGUCCAUUAACCUGAAACUUCCCCACCCCGUUGUCCUCUGCUAAUGGCGCAGAAGAUCGUGAUCAGGGUGCAGAUGACUUGCGACAAGUGCCGGUCCAAAGCGAUGGCGCUGGUGGCGGCGUUCGUGGGCGUGAACUCGGUGUCCCUCGCCGGGGACGACAAGGACCAGGUGGUGGUGGUCGGCGACGGCGUCGACUCCGUCAAACUUACCAGCGCCCUGCGCAAGAAGGUCGGCCCCGCGGAGCUGUUGCAGGUCGGGGACACCAAGAAGGAGGAGCCGGAGAAGGUGAAGAACCCGGAAGGCACCACCGUGGUCGAGUACACGCCCUACCCGUGGCAAUGUUACCACCCGUACCCGUCGCAGCCGGUGCCGGUCUGUGAGUACCCCGCCGGCACCGCCUACGGCUAUCACUCCCGGCCGGGCACCUGCUCCAUAAUGUAGACACUCAUGUAGAUACACACCACCACAGAGGCCGGGAGGAGAAAUAUACUUUUAUUUUAUAUGAUUUCUUCAGGGUAUAAUUAACUUUGGUAUAGGAUUGCAAAUGCCAAAAGUGUGAGCUGUGUUGUGAUAAUAGGGUAUAUUGAAGUUUCUUUGAUUA
Molecule: messenger RNA, 697 nt
Organism: Brachypodium distachyon (stiff brome)
Lineage: Eukaryota; Viridiplantae; Streptophyta; Magnoliopsida; Poales; Poaceae
Product: heavy metal-associated isoprenylated plant protein 47
Exons: 1
Coding region: 139-537 (132 amino acids)
Molecular function (GO): metal ion binding
Source: RefSeq, a predicted model, not a curated record